Messenger RNA from Diprion similis, 601 nucleotides. RefSeq names its product DET1- and DDB1-associated protein 1. Gene Ontology annotation, cellular component: Cul4-RING E3 ubiquitin ligase complex. Gene Ontology annotation, biological process: positive regulation of proteasomal ubiquitin-dependent protein catabolic process. NCBI's taxonomy places the organism in Eukaryota, Metazoa, Arthropoda, Insecta, Hymenoptera, Diprionidae. The coding region runs from base 179 to 490 and encodes 103 amino acids. The transcript has 4 exons. The record is from RefSeq and is a predicted model, not a curated record.
GGCGAUCAGUAGAGCAUGUGUCUAUACGUUUGGAAAUAUUUGGAAAAUAGGUUGUUUUUUUAUGAUUUUAACUAAGAUUUUCUUUCGCAAAUACGGGACACUUUCAUAUUUGAUUAUAGCGCGGUACACCAUUUACGGAUUUUGUGUAUUGUGAACUUGCGAUAAGCAUUCAUUAGCAAUGUCUGUUGCGGAAUUUCUCAAAGGAUUGCCGUCACAUGACGAAAACAACUUUGCUAAUUUUCACACAGAUAAUGGAAACCGAACUUGUGUCAAAAGACCAUCGGUGUAUCUACCUACCAAGGACUACCCAUCCGAACAAAUCAUUGUGACUGAGAAGACAACUAUUCUCCUGAGGUAUCUUCAUCAACAGUGGGACAAAAAGAGUGCUGAUAAAAAAAAGAAGCUCUUGUCCGGCGGUGGAGAGUCUCAAGAAGAAGUAACAGCGACGCGCAACAAGAGGCCAAGACUUGAGUUGAACAACACACUCUAAAUCUGCAACUGUAUUAAUGUUGAAAUAUCCAAAAAAAAAGAAGAAUUUCUAUCUCGACAAUUUGUAUGAUCAAUAACAUUAGAGCUAAAUGUAGUUAUCGUGCAGAUAAUG